UUUAGUCCGUCUCCACGUCCAGGAGGACUUUUAAAAAUUAAAAUAGAUGCUAGAGAGAAAAAAUACAAAAAAAAAAAUCAAUAUCAAACUAUCUCAAAUCGCGUUGAAGAUAUGGAAAAAGAUAAAUAUAGAAUAGAAAAAACCAUUGCUAAAAAUCCUCCGUUACCCACUAUAACGCCAAUAAUAAACUUAAAUUUACCUAAAAUUUCUCAAGAAUCUUUGUUUGAGAAAUGUUUGGUCGAAAACGAAGAUAAUGGUAAGACUAAUUGUGAUCAUGAAAAAUGGCUAGAGGAAACGACACCGGCAAAAAAUAUAAACCUUAUAAAUAAUUUGGAAGAUGCUAUUAACUUUAUUGUAACAUUAGCGUCAAAUCCAAGCACUGACAAUAAAGAUUUUGAUGAGACGCAGGCAAUUUCAGUAGUACUGUUUUUACGCACUAUUAAAUCACCAGCUGGUCAAUAUGAACCCAACAAUCGAAGAUUAAUGGAGUACAUUGAUAAGAAGGGCGAAGAAUAUAUAAUAAAUUUAACGAAAUAACUUAAAAGUGGUGUAUAUAAAUAAUACAAGAAAUAGUUGGUGCAUUAAAAUGAUUUGAUUCAAAUCGUAAUGAAAAAUGCAUAAAAAAAUAAUUAGUCUAGUUCAUUAU
This is a messenger RNA of Daktulosphaira vitifoliae (grape phylloxera), 646 nucleotides long. RefSeq lists its product as uncharacterized. The annotation marks the transcript as partial. NCBI's taxonomy places the organism in Eukaryota, Metazoa, Arthropoda, Insecta, Hemiptera, Phylloxeridae. The transcript has 2 exons. The record is from RefSeq and is a predicted model, not a curated record.